Xylona heveae TC161 is the source of this 1689-nucleotide messenger RNA. Its product is annotated as aquaporin. The coding region runs from base 1 to 1689 and encodes 562 amino acids. Lineage: Eukaryota; Fungi; Ascomycota; Xylonomycetes; Xylonales; Xylonaceae. The transcript is spliced from 2 exons. Gene Ontology annotation, molecular function: glycerol channel activity; water channel activity. The record is from RefSeq and is a predicted model, not a curated record. Gene Ontology annotation, cellular component: plasma membrane. Gene Ontology annotation, biological process: glycerol transmembrane transport; water transport.
AUGCCUUCACAAUCUUCGCAGUCCCGUGCAACGGGAUCACAGCAACAGCAGCAACAACAACAAUCCAAUUUGACGCAUCGCAAUACAGCGUCUUCGCGUCAGGACCCAGGGCAGAAUGGCGAACGGCCACUGCCCGAGCACCGCACAGCCAGCCACUGGGGCUUUGGUGGCCAUCACACAGGUCCCCCAGACGCGCAGCAUGGAUCACAUUGGUUCCCGCACUUCUCCACGUCGGGCAACCACCUGCUGCAUCACCCUCACCAUGAAGGCACCUAUGUGCACCCAGAAUACACCAAGCUUAAUCGACAUUAUGGCAAGCCCCGCAAAGGUCCUCUCUGGACGCUCGCAAAGCCUUUGCCGCGUGUUGUCCGUCCGGGCAUGCGCCGCGACAACGACAUAGAUGGUACGCAGGCAGUCGAGACCCACGCCAAAGGCGGGACGGAGGUGGCUCCGCAGAUUGGAAACACGCCUGGCAAUCCUGAGUCGCAGCCACAGCGGGAGUCAGAGCCGGAACAGACCCAACCUACCAACGAGCCGGAGCAAUCGAGUGCAGACCAGGGCGACAGUCAACGUUUUACCGAAGAUGGCCGUCUACGUCGCCCCUUGGCGAGCGAGGUGCACUUUCCCCCGGAUGAAAAAGAUGAGAAUGGCGACCCCCAACAGCAACCGCCAGAAUAUCACAACUGGCACGAGCAUCAGCCCGGGAAACCUCCUGUAGACCACGGCCCGCAUGGGCAUGGCGACCAUGGCGACGCCGACGUGGAUGAAUUCCUUAAUGCCUGGGCGCACAUCCGGCACAUGUUCCGCGAGCCAAUUGCUGAAUGGCUUGGCACUGCCGUCACCGUGUGCAUCGGCGUCUGCGCCGACCUCGCAGCUGUUACGUCUGGGCCCACCGCAAACACUGUCCCGUCUCCUACCUGGGCGUGGGGUUUUGGCUGCAUGCUUGGCAUCUACAUUUCUGGUGGUGUUUCUGGUGGUCACUUGAAUCCAGCCAUUUCCAUUGCCCUGUCCGUCUUCCGUGGUUUCCCGACCCGCAACUGUAUCAUCUAUAUUAUCGCUCAGUUCCUUGGCGCCCUCACUGGCGGAGGCAUCGCCUUGGCUCUGUACCGCGACGCCAUCUUGAAAUUCGAUAACGGUGUGCUGAACCCCCUUACUACCGGUGUCGCAAUGUACACGCAGCCGAAGAGCUUCAUCAGUCCCGCUACGAGCUUUUUCAACGAGUACGUUGGCACUGCGAUCCUGGCCUGCUCCGUGUUCGCGCUCGGUGACGACACAAAUGCCCCGCCAGGAGCGGGUAUGCAUUCCUUUAUCAUCGGGCUGUUGGUCGUGGUUAUCUGUAUGAGUUUUGGAUACAAUACUUCUGCAUGCCUCAACCCCGCCCGGGACUUUGGCCCGCGCCUGGCCGCGCUCAUGGCCGGCUACGGCCAUACCACGUUUACCGCAUACCACUGUUGGUGGCUCUGGGGCGCCUGGAUCGCCACCACGUCCGGCGCAAUCGCAGGCGGUGCGCUGUACGAUAUUGCCAUCUUUAUUGGUGGCGAAAGCCCCAUCAAUUACCCCAAGAAACGUCGCUACCGGGCCUGGCUCAAGCUGCAGGCGCGCUGGUGGCGCCGAUUGGGCCUGCUCGGCUUUGCCCGCGACCGCCAAAAGGCAGAAGAUCUCGAGGAGAAGAUUUCCGAGGCUGAGUGA